This is a messenger RNA of Rhinopithecus roxellana (golden snub-nosed monkey), 1581 nucleotides long. Its product is annotated as solute carrier family 5 member 4-like. Gene Ontology annotation, molecular function: D-glucose:sodium symporter activity. NCBI's taxonomy places the organism in Eukaryota, Metazoa, Chordata, Mammalia, Primates, Cercopithecidae. Gene Ontology annotation, cellular component: plasma membrane. Gene Ontology annotation, biological process: transmembrane transport; sodium ion transport. The record is from RefSeq and is a predicted model, not a curated record. The coding region runs from base 1 to 1497 and encodes 498 amino acids. The transcript is spliced from 10 exons.
AUGUUCGCUGGCGCUGUAUUCAUCAAGCUGGCCUUGGGAUUGGACCUUUACCUGGCAAUCUUCAUCCUCUUGGCUAUGACUGCUGUUUACACCAUCACUGGGGGGUUGGCCUCGGUGAUUUACACAGACACCCUCCAGACCAUCAUCAUGCUGAUUGGCUCUUUUAUUCUCAUGGGGUUUGCAUUUAACGAAGUUGGAGGUUACGAGAGCUUUACCGAGAAGUACAUGAAUGCCAUCCCAUCCGUAGUCGAGGGGGACAACUUGACAAUCAGUGCCAGCUGCUACACACCUCGGGAGGACUCCUUCCACAUCUUCCGAGAUCCUGUGACUGGGGACAUUCCAUGGCCCGGAAUUAUAUUUGGAAUGCCCAUUACAGCUUUGUGGUACUUGUGCACGAAUCAGGUCAUCGUGCAGCGCUGCCUGAGUGGCAAGGACAUGUCUCACGUGAAGGCCGCUUGCCUCAUGUGUGCUUACCUGAAGCUGCUGCCCAUGUUCCUCAUGGUGAUGCCAGGGAUGAUCAGCCACAUCCUGUACACAGAUAAGGUAGCAUGUGUGGUACCUUCUGAAUGCGUGAAACACUGUGGCGUUGAUGUCGGCUGCACUAACUAUGCAUACCCAACGAUGGUGCUGGAACUGAUGCCCCAAGGACUGCGAGGCCUGAUGCUUUCGGUCAUGCUGGCCUCUCUCAUGAGCUCCCUGACCUCCAUCUUCAACAGCGCCAGCACCCUCUUCGCUAUUGACCUCUACACCAAGGUGCGAAAGCAAGUGUCGGAGAAAGAGAUCCUGAUAGCUGGACGAAUAUGUGUUCUUCUAUUAACUGUUGUGAGCAUUGUGUGGGUCCCAUUGGUACAAGUGUCUCAAAAUGGACAACUAAUCCAUUACACAGAAUCAAUUUCUAGCUACCUUGGACCUCCAAUUGCAGCUGUCUUUGUGCUUGCCAUCUUCUGUAAAAGAGUCAAUGAACAGGGAGCAUUCUGGGGUCUAAUGGUCGGACUUGCCAUGGGCCUCAUUCGUAUGAUAACAGAGUUUGUUUAUGGAACAGCGAGUUGCUUGGCUCCAAGUACCUGUCCCAAGAUUAUCUGUGGAGUGCACUAUCUCUACUUUUCCAUCAUUCUCUUUUUUGGGUCCAUGCUGGUCGUCCUGGGAAUUUCCCUCUUAACAAAACCCAUUCCUGAUGUACAUCUGUACCGCCUGUGCUGGGUUCUUCGGAACAGUACAGAGGAGCGAAUCGAUAUAGAUGCAGAAGAGAAAAGUCGGGAAGAAACAGAUGAUGGUGUUGAAGAAGAUUAUCCUGAGCAAUCACGUGGAUGCCUCAAGAAAGCUUAUGACUUGUUCUGCGGUUUGCAGAAGGGACCCAAGCUAACCAAGGAGGAAGAGGAAGCCUUGAGAAAGAAGCUCACAGACACAUCUGAGAGGCCCUUGUGGAGGACAAUAGUGAACAUCAACGCCAUCCUCCUCCUGGCUGUGGUGGUCUUUAUUCAUGGCUACUAUGCCUGAACUGUAUCUGAGCCAUUGGAAUAAUGAAUAAUUCUUAAUAAUGAACCAAAGGAUAAGUUGAGUGAUUUUCGUUUUAUAGUGUGU